UUGUAAUAACAUAAAUCAUUCACCUGAAAAUAAGCUACAUAUACCGACUUUUGUUUUCCCCCUACCCACACCGAGCGAUUGCAUUGUCCACACGUGGGAAGAGGUGUUCGAUUGGCAUUUCUCUUCUGGACAUUGUGAGCAAAUGUCUCUGACUGCCCUUUCUCACGUCUUGCCUUGAGAUCAUAGCAUAUCAUUUUCUUUCCCCAUUUACACCUCACAUACUGAGUGCCGUUAAAUGUUCAGUACUCCUCCUUUCCUUUACGGGUGCAGUUGGCCAGGACAGAGUGAGUUGUGAUGCUCAUUAGUGGGCAUCCCCCACACUCAUUGUUACGGCUUUGUGCCACAGAACUCGCAGAGUUCCUUGGGUAUGGUGUGGCUUAAAAUCCUGAAAUUACUGUAGUUGAAUUCCACAAGGACAGGACAGUUUUCCAGAAGGGCGACUGAGAACUCUCUCUUCAAGGGACUUUUGUACACAUACACUUUUUUAACCGAAAAUGAUUCCCUGUAGAUUUUAAGGGUAAACCCAUAAACACAGAAAGAUUUAUAUUAAGAAACACUCAGAGGUGACCCUUGUUUGCAACAGCCCCACAAAUAACCAGUGCUGUGUGCUCCUGUGCUGUGUGUGCAGGCAGCAGCCCCACAGCAGGAGCCCUCCCUGCCCAUCUCUGUGCCACUGGGCUGAGACACGGGCCAAGAAAAUACCAAGGACACAUGCCAGGCUCCUCCUGCUCAUGAAAUGCACUUUAUAGCUCUGCUGAGCCCAUUCCUGAUGAGUGAUGUGCCUGCAGGGACAACACGUUUGAAAGGCUGUGAGGACCCCGUGCUUUGCAACCACGUCACCAUCGCCCUGCUGAGGUGCAAACAGCAAUCUCAGACAGAUUUACCCACAGCCGAGUGGUUCAGUUGUGUCCUGGACACACACAGCCCAGGCACAGCUGUCCCAGCAGAGGGGACAGCUGGGACAGACCCCCUUGCUCUGUGCUGGGGGUGCCCACAGCUGAGCUAAGCACAAGAGCAGCCUGGGGUUGCACACUGGUGAGCAGGACAGUGUCUGCUCUCUCCUCUGCCAGUUCAAAGUCUGAAUCAGUGAAUUUUCUCAUUUCCCACUCAAAGGAAGAUAUGGCAAUGGAGCUUUGGGCAGAAAGGGACAAAUCAGAGUUUACUUCUGCUCUGGGAUAAUCUAGGAUAAAAUCCCUGUGGCUUGAAACAGUGCUGUGAACACUCAGAAAGCUGAAAAAAAUAAGGUAUUAUUUUUGGCUGAAAGUCUUUAUGGCUGAUGCAGGAACUCUCUCAUUAGUUACUCAUUGCCUCAGCAAGUCUCAUAAAACAGCCAGCAGAGCCCAGCAAAUACUUCAGUGUUGUGGAAGCUCAGAAAUCCAGGAAUUGAACGAGGCCUUGAACCCAUUUUAUGGACUCACUUCUUACUGAACAACCAUAAAAUACUAAAAUUCUGACCCUAUAAAUAAGGAAGGGAAAGAACUGUGCAUUUCCCAGAGAAGCAGCUUCUCCAGAGACUCUUCCCAAGGUAAGUCCAGGGCUAUCUGAUCCAGAGACGGGUUCCCCUGACAGAUGAUCGGAGACAACAAACUCAUGUAAUGGAGAUUAGAGACAUAAAACCCCCUUGAAUCUGCUCUGAACUGGAAAAUGCCCUGCAACAUUGGCUCAGUUUAUUCCCUGGUGACCCUGUCCCCAGUGAGGGCUCUCCCCAGGGUGUCUGAUGGGUUAACCCCUGUGAGCCUUGAGCAGAGGCAGCAAUGCUGUGACCCUCUCUCCCACAGAGAUGGCGCAGAGACGCAGCCUCGCCGUCCCCCGCGGAGCGCCCAUCCUUGCUAUUUCCUUCUUUAUUUCCUUCUUGGCAUGUGUGGCCACAGGUCUGGAACUGUCUGUAAAUAACCACGGUGCCGACUUCACCCUGUCCACAGAGCUGGUCCCUGCCAUCUCCCUCUCAUGCCUCGUGCACAACAGCAGCCAGGCUGAGGAGCUGCUCUGGUACCGUGGAGAGGGGCAAGUGGGUCUGAAAGAUGGGAAUAAAGUGAACAUCAGCAACAUCUGCAUAUCCCCACUCAACGAGUCUGACAACGGAGUCACCUUCACGUGCAGGCUGGCACGGGACAAGUCUGUGCAGGUGUCUGUCAUCCUGGAUGUGCACUUUCCUCCCCAGCUGAGUGGAGAGGAGACCCUCCAUGUGGAAGAAGAAAAAGAUGUUACUCUGAGCUGCAACUCCAAAUCCAACCCUCAAGCCCAAAGCAGCUGGUUGAAGGACAACCAAAGCUUGACCCUGCAGCAAAGUCACCAUGAGGUGUACCAGACCAGCGAGACCUUUCGGCUCUCCAUCAAAAAAGUGCAGAAAUCUGACAAUGGGACCUACACCUGUGUGAUGGAAUCACCCCUGGGACAUGGGACAAAGAAUUUCCACCUCAUAGUUGAAGAUAAAAAACCUGUUUUUCCCACGGAGGCUGUUAUUGCUGCUGCAGUGGUGGUUGGACUCACAAUACUUUUUGGAAUUGUGGCUCAAAGAGAUAAAAUUUUUAAGUGCUUCAGGAAACCAAGAGAAAUAGCUCUGUAA
Messenger RNA from Catharus ustulatus (Swainson's thrush), 2566 nucleotides. It is a transcript of the gene TMIGD1, whose product is annotated as transmembrane and immunoglobulin domain containing 1. Gene Ontology annotation, biological process: cell-cell adhesion. Gene Ontology annotation, molecular function: cell adhesion molecule binding. Gene Ontology annotation, cellular component: cell-cell junction. NCBI's taxonomy places the organism in Eukaryota, Metazoa, Chordata, Aves, Passeriformes, Turdidae. The record is from RefSeq and is a predicted model, not a curated record. The coding region runs from base 1781 to 2566 and encodes 261 amino acids. The transcript is spliced from 5 exons.